GUAUUUUCUACUAUCUGCGUACAUAACAAUUAACCCUUUUGACCUUGACAAUGGAUGUUUCUCUGGACGCCAACAUUCUCGACCAGCUCAAUACCACUGAGACUAAAGCCCUCCACGAUAUAAGCGACAGCCUGAGUGCUUGUGGCGUUGGUCGUAUCGUCAAUCUUCCGCAAAUCAUCGUCGUUGGUGAUCAAUCCGCUGGCAAGUCAUCCGUUCUUGAGGCAAUUUCCCAUGUUCGCUUUCCAGUCCAAGGAAAUCUUUGCACAAGGUUUGCAACUGAGCUCAUUUUCAGGAGAGCUAAUGAGACUCGAAUCGAUGUGAGCGUCAGAUUUGAAGACAGAUCGAAACCAGCAAAGAGAUUCCAGAGGGCUGGGUUUCGUGAGGAUGACUUGGGCGACAUCAUCACGGAAGCCAAAGAGUGCAUGGGCUUUGGCAAGGCCGGGAUGGAGUUCUCCAAGGACGUGCUCCGUCUUGAAAUCGAGGGGCCAAAAAUGUACCCACUGAGUCUCGUUGACCUUCCAGGAUUCUUUCAAGUGGCUACCGAAAACCAGUCAAUCAGUGGUAAAGAAACGGUCGAUCAACUUGUCGAGAGCUACAUGCGACAGAAGAACAGCAUUAUCCUGGUGGUUAUCACUGCGAAUAACAACCUUGCCAAUCACUUAGCCCUCCAGAAAGCUAAGAACAUCGAUCCGGAACGACGACGAACCAUCGGUGUCAUCACGAAGCCUGAUUUGACUCGCCCUGGUUAUGAUGCUGAGAAGGAAUACAUCAAGCUGGCCAAGAACCAGGAAGCCGCGCAUAAGCUGCAGCUCGGGUGGCAUGUCCUGCGUAACAGGGCUGAAGAUGAGGACAGCUUGGAAGGUCGAGACCAGGUCGAAGACGCAUUCUUCCAGAAGGGCGCUUGGGCGACUAUUCCCUCCGAAAAUCGUGGCAUUGUGAGUUUGCGAAAGAAGCUCAGUCAUGUGCUCUAUAGUCACAUUCGCAACAGUCUGCCUGGAGUCAUUACAGACAUCGAAACGACGCUUAGAGAGCGACAAGAGGAACUUGAUCGUCUUGGAAAAUCUCGAUCCACUCAAGAGGACCUCAGGUCUUUUCUCCUUGGCAUUGCCAGUGACUUUCAGCGGCUCGCCAGAGAUGGCAUAUACGGCCGAUACAAUGACGAAUUUUUCGGAGGUUUACAAGACGAUCACCGAAAGUUGCGGGCACAGCUGCGGAACUUCAGCCGAGCUUUUGAUCAUAUCCUUCAAACUAAGGGGUCGACUCAUGUCACCGUCUCAGAUGAUGACAGUGAUUAUUCGGAUGGUGACGACAUCCCCGGGUAUCUAGAAGAGUUUCUGGAACGUUAUCCAUACAACCCUCCCGAGCCGAAGAAAAUCACGAGACGCGAGCUCGCUGAGCAGCUUGAGAAACAAGCCGCUGCCAAUCAAGGGCUGGAGUUCCCAGGAACUCCAAACAAGGAUCUUGCCAUGCAACUCUUCAAGCAACAAGCAGCACCAUGGAGAGGUAUUGCCGAGUCACAUGUCAAGCUUGUAACGACCGUUGCAAAGGCUUUUGUUGAUCAGGUCUUUGAGUAUGUUGUUGGAUCCCCACGGACGAAUCGAACUACUGAGGCGAUCCUGUCAACGUGCGUCGACCCAUUCUUCGAUGAAAAGGAAAAGGUGCUUCAGGAGAAGAUCAACGAGCUCCUGAGACCUUAUAUUCAAGGUUACGCACUUCCUCUUGACUUGUUAUUCUACGACAUGCUAUCAAAAACCUCAGACGAAAAGCUAGAGAGACGCAUUUCAGCUAUUCUACAGCAGAAGUAUCCGCAUUUAUACGAGAGUAACGUAGCUAAGACAGGCGAGACGAGCAAGAAAGCUGACUCUAAAACAAUUGCUCAAGACAUCAAUGAGGAAGAUGACCUUGAAGAUAGUGAGUUUGGAAUCAACAAAGUCAUAGACAUGAUGUUGACAUAUUAUACGGUAAGAUAACGCCAGCCCUCAUAAUCGCUUGAUACUAACUUUUGAAGAUAUCUCUGCGCACCUUCACCGACAAUGUCAUCAACUUGGCGGUUGAAAGUUGCCUCGUGUAUGAUAUACCAGAUAUCCUCACACCCACAACGGUAGAUCGGAUGAGUAAGGAAAGACUUGAGGAGUUGGCCGGUGAAUCGGACGAUACAUCGUCUCGAAGAAAGAGCCUGCAGGAAGAGGUCAAGAUCCUCAGACAAGGGUUGGCUCAAUGCCGGCGAUAUAAGCCAAGAGCAGUAACACGUAGGUCACACGGCUCAGAAACUGAAUCGUUAUGAUGCUAACGGGCAAGCGCUUCCUUCUGCAGCAAAUGAGUCUCUAGGCAGUGUCCCGAAUACAUCUACCAUAGCUCCUUCGGUGAAUGACAAGAAGACGAGCCCACCAAGUGUGAUCAACGCUCCUAAAGCUCAAUUCAAUGGCUGGACGACAAUUCCCGACUUGCCCAAGGCUGAGAAUCCCUUCAGCAAGUUCUUGGAGACUCCAGCGAAGCCAUCAGGUCCAGCGCCAUCAGCGGCAAAGCCUGCCUCAACCUUGGGAAGCGGCGCUGGGUUUGGCUCAGGAGUCGCACCUUCGAAGCAGCCGGCCUCUUUUCAGUUCAACGGUUUCGGCGACGCCAAGAAGUAAACUCUUUAGCGACUUUGGUGUUAUCUUGUGCUUUGUAGCUGUAAGCGAAUUUGUACAUCAAGAGAAGGAGGGCGGGAGUGCGGGAGCGUUGAGCGGGAUUGAUAGCCUUGGAUGAGAUCAUAGCGUCAGGGUCAUGCCUCAGUGCAGCGAUAAUACCGUGUUAGUUCGAAGUAAAAUAACAUUUUGAAUAAUGCAUUUCUCAAUUUGAA
Fusarium odoratissimum NRRL 54006 is the source of this 2839-nucleotide messenger RNA. RefSeq lists its product as uncharacterized. Lineage: Eukaryota; Fungi; Ascomycota; Sordariomycetes; Hypocreales; Nectriaceae. Gene Ontology annotation, molecular function: GTPase activity; GTP binding; microtubule binding. The coding region runs from base 51 to 1970 and encodes 639 amino acids. The transcript has a single exon. The record is from RefSeq and is a predicted model, not a curated record. Gene Ontology annotation, cellular component: membrane; cytoplasm; microtubule.